Polyodon spathula (Mississippi paddlefish) is the source of this 1992-nucleotide messenger RNA. RefSeq names its product microfibrillar-associated protein 2-like. The transcript is spliced from 9 exons. NCBI's taxonomy places the organism in Eukaryota, Metazoa, Chordata, Actinopteri, Acipenseriformes, Polyodontidae. The record is from RefSeq and is a predicted model, not a curated record. Bases 151 to 687 code for a protein of 178 amino acids. Gene Ontology annotation, biological process: embryonic eye morphogenesis. Gene Ontology annotation, cellular component: microfibril.
AGCUGCCCAGGUUCCGUUCUGAAAUUGGGAAAAGUCAGACGGCGUUUUGAGGACAUCCGAAACAGAGCAUCAGAGAUUAAACUAGUGAGCAGCGAGUGUGAUUGAAGCUAUUCUACCUACCUCCAGAGACCCUGCCCCCCUGCAGUCGCCAUGAGAACCACCUGCCUCUUCCUGCUCUCUUUGCCGGCCCUAAUCCUAGCCCAGCAGUACGAUGUGGGUGAAGAAGAUUUCUACCCAAGCCCAUCGCAGUACGGACCAUAUAUUCCACUGGCGGAAGAGUAUGACUAUUCAGAGCAAAGCCAAACAGAACUGGAGGCACAGCAGAGCCAGCUCACUCCCCAGGAGCAGCAGCAGCAGCAGCACACCUUCCCCGUCGUGGAUGACCUGCCUGAGACAGAGCCGACAGAGCCUGGACCCCUGGAUUGUAGAGAGGAGCAGUACCCAUGCACUAGACUGUACUCUGUCCACAAGCCUUGCCAGCAGUGCCUCAAGAGUCUGUGCUUCUACAGCCUGCGAAGAGUCUACGUAGUGAACAAGGAGGUGUGUGUGCGCACGGUCUGUGCUCAUGAUGAGCUGCUCCGAGCUGACCUGUGUCGUGAUCAGUACUCUAAGUGUGGAGUGAUGGCUCACACCGGCCUGUGUGGGACCAUGGGGACCUCUUGCGCUAAGAGCUGCGGCGGCUGCUAGACAAGAACAUCAAACUCCGCCCACUUUACCAAGACCACGCACUAACCCAUCCCACUGUGUCAACUCCUCCCACACCUGUGAAACCCUCAUCUGCCUGUAACUCCACCCACAGCCCCUCCCAUCACAUAGGAACUCCACCCCUAGCCCCUCCUCCACCAUGCUUGCCAAAAAACACAUACUGCCACUGGGCAGUUUUGGGGGAAACGGCUUUUAUAAAAAAUAUCUAUAUUAAAUAACUGUAUGACUUCAAUGGUGCUAAAAUAACGGUACAUACAAGUACGAUUUUUCACAUGCACGAUGGUUUUGUUUUUUAGUUUUGUAUUAUAACUUUUUGAUAACUUCCUGAGCUGAGAGUGCACCUCUCCAUUUGGUACGAAAGCAGUUUUUAAUUGUUUUUAACAUUUCUGUUUAGGGUUUUUUGGUGGGACUUUUUGUUGUUCUAUUGCUUUGUGAAUUAUUUUAUUUUAUUACAAAAAAAAACCUUCAAGGAACUGAGAAUUCAUUUACCAAAGGUUCUGCUUUUAUUUAAAAAUGUGGCUAAGCCCAGCGCACCUCCCCUUUUAAGGUGAUGUUGUUUUCCUUUUUUUUUUUUUUGUAAUUCACUGCAUUGAUGUGUCUCUUAAGGGAACAGCAGAGCCAGCGUUACACAGCAGUUAGCUUCUCUGUGCUUGUAAGGUAAAAGCACGCUUGUUCAAAACUCUAACAUCCACACUGAUGUUGGCAAUCUAUUUCUUUCCCUGCUUUAUUUCUAGUGUAGCAGGACAGUACUGUCCGGUGUGCCAUCUCUUAUGAAGAGUUUGCUUAUUCAAGGUACUGUGCUGUACUUGCCUGCACUGCUGCCUCUGUUCCACACCCUGGUGCUGGGUUAUUGGUGCUCUUCUGUGUUCAAUGUAGAGGAAUAAUGUGAGUUGCAUGGACUGGGGCUUUAGUAUAAUACACCUGUGCACAGUCCUGAUUAUUGCUAUAUUACCACAGGUACAAAUCUCAUGAGAUGUCUGUUCUUUUAUGCUCAGAGUGGACUGUAAUAUAAAAUUGUAUUGGUACACAUGCUUUGUCAGAUCCAUCUUACAAGACCCGCUUAUCCUAAGAACACUACAAUGUACUGUAUGCUUCUCAUAGCGAUGCAUUUUGCUGAAACGGUGCUGUGCUUUGUACUUAUACACAUACAUACAUAUAUAUACAUAUAUAUAUACACACACACACACACACACUUUUGUGAGCUGUACUGUGUUUCCUGCAUCUUGCACACAUGUUUUGCACUGUUCCACAGAUAGACAGCACUGGUGUAUUAUACACGUUGGGGUU